GAGUGAAAAGUGCAAUGUAACGAAAAUGAUGUAUGUAACAACUUGAGCGAAGCAGCUUCAACGAACUUUGCUCCUUUUCUUUUCCUUUCAAAAGGUUGUAGAUAGAUAUCAAUUCAUUUGAUUCAAUGGGAGUCUUUGAGAUCUUCAACAUUUCAGAUUGGUGUCAUAGUAAUCAGCAUUGUUUGGAAUUAACCAAAAAUUACAUGAGCAGUGGGAGGGAAACAGCUUCUUAUGCCUUAGGUGUUGUAAGUGUUAUUAUUUGGGUUGGUGCUGAGAUACCUCAAGUUAUCACUAACUACAGAGCUAAAUCUACUGAUGGUCUCUCUGCCACUUUCUUGAUCACAUGGAUUAUUGGAGAUCUAUUCAACCUAUUUGGGUGCAUGCUGGAACCUGCAACUCUUCCAACUCAAUUAUAUAUGGCACUGCUGUAUACCAUUAUAACUGUUGCACUUGGUUCACAAUCCAUUUACUAUAAAUGCAUAUAUCCCCGAUCAAAAUACAAGAGACAGCUCAAGGUUGAGACACCAACAAAAGCUGAACAAGUAGAAAAAGUCAGUAAUGAAUUUUAUGAACAGAGGCAUGAUGAUUUUGGUAGAGGCACUGGUCGGAGUUCUCCUAUUCCUCUUCCAAAUAUAUCUACUGGAAGCGAAUUAUUUUACCAGUCAGCAAGAUCUCUGAACAAGAGUCAUACACCAACAGCAGGAUCUGUCUUAGCCCAAAGAGAACUAUCUAAUUCUCCUUGUUUAGAUUCUAUAAAAGAGAAUUUGCUUGGUUCAGCUGUUGCCACACAAUCUGCCCCAACUUUGAAGAUCAAGUCUACUCUAUGUGUGGUGUCCACAUUAACUUUUCUUGGUGUUUUCAAUCUGCAAAAAUCACUUGAUAAAAGAAUUAACCCCAUAGUCUCAAACCCAAGACAACAAUUUGUGGUUUAUGUUGGACGGAAGCUUUUUCAGAUUAGCGGGGAUCAGUUGCUGGAAAAUGGUGCAGGAGGAACCAGUAGCAUUGGAAGCUUCCUUGGUUGGACAAUGGCAUUUAUAUAUAUGGGUGGAAGACUGCCUCAAAUUUGUUUAAAUAUCAGAAGGGGACAUGCUGAGGGCCUCAAUCCUUUGAUGUUUCUCUUUGCUUUAAUUGGGAAUGGCACUUAUGUUUUAAGUAUACUUGUGCGCAGCAUGGAUUGGUCAAUAAUCAAACCAAAUCUACCAUGGCUGGUAGAUGCAGGAGGAUGUGUCCUUCUUGAUGCCUUUAUUUUAAUGCAGUUUUUAUAUUUUCGCUGCCGGAACUCCAAGCCUGUAGAUAAAUAUAAACAUCAGACUGUUUCUUAUUGAGGAAGAAACAAGGAUAUUCAG
This is a messenger RNA of Cicer arietinum (chickpea), 1346 nucleotides long. Its product is annotated as vacuolar histidine transporter YPQ3. Gene Ontology annotation, cellular component: membrane. Lineage: Eukaryota; Viridiplantae; Streptophyta; Magnoliopsida; Fabales; Fabaceae. The record is from RefSeq and is a predicted model, not a curated record.